AUGGAGAAAGAGCUCUUGGAAUUCUGCUUCACCAGGAUAGAGCUGUGGACUUUCCAUCCCUGUGCUGGGUAUCUUUACACUCAUACCAUCAUCUUGACCCAUACAUCAUCAUAUCGAUUUGACCAUAUUGCUGUCGGGGUGUGGAGCAUUGCCGAUGCCGUACCCUUCCUCGAGGAUGAACUGGGGGGCAAACCUUUGGGCGGUGCGCCCAACCCGGUGUUUGCCAGCGCGCAGUGGGAGUUUGCAAACGGAGGCGUGCUCGAGGCACUUGACCCACCGCCGUUCCUCGAUGAGGCGAGCUUGAACAAGAACUUCAUGCAUCAGUUCCUCACCUCCGGCGGGCCGCGAGUGCAUCACGUCACCUUCAAGGUGCCGAAUUUGGACGAGGCUAUCGCGAGCGCGGAGGAAAAGGGGUGGAAGGUGGUGGGCGUCAACAAGCAGUCACCCUCGUGGAAAGAGGCCUUCAUUCACCCCAAGCAGGAGGGAGUGGGUAUUGUGGUCCAGCUGGCCGAGCAUCGUCCGGAGCUGCGACCGCCGUGGCUGGUCGAAUUGGUCGAGGACCCGAGCUUCAUGAACUCGAUGGGCUCACACUACAAGCGACCCAGCUUCGAAAGCGACCACCCCUCGGUGUCCGUGGUCGGCCUCCACCUCUCCGUAAGGAACCGGGAUGCCGCCAUGCGGCUCUGGCGAGACACCAUCAAAGGAACCCCCGAGCAGAUCAGCUCCAAUGUUGUAGCCUUCUCGUGGCAGGAGUCCCCGAUGAAGAUAUUUAUUCACUUCAACGACGCGUCGGACGAGGGCGUGAUGCACGUGGAGCUGCAGCAGGCUCGCCCCUGGAAGCAGAACCCGAGCACACUCAUGCUCACCCAGCGGAGCUCAUCACCGCUCCCGCAUCCCGUCAUCGGCGCCCCCUUCCUGCUCACCGCCCCAUCCACCUCUCGCCUUUGA
Messenger RNA from Acanthamoeba castellanii str. Neff, 948 nucleotides. RefSeq lists its product as uncharacterized. Gene Ontology annotation, biological process: L-methylmalonyl-CoA metabolic process. Bases 1 to 948 code for a protein of 315 amino acids. The transcript is spliced from 7 exons. The record is from RefSeq and is a predicted model, not a curated record. Gene Ontology annotation, molecular function: methylmalonyl-CoA epimerase activity. Lineage: Eukaryota; Discosea; Longamoebia; Acanthamoebidae.